Racocetra persica is the source of this 580-nucleotide messenger RNA. Lineage: Eukaryota; Fungi; Glomeromycota; Glomeromycetes; Diversisporales; Gigasporaceae. The record is from the annotation of a GenBank genome assembly.
CAUUUCAGAGAAAGAUCAAUCUGCCUUCCCAACAAUUACUGUACUUGAUGUAUCAGAAGAAAAACGUUAUGACAAUAAAAUACAACUAAGAAACUGUUGUGGUUGUAUAACAGAACAAGGAAAUGCUGUAUUGUUACGUCGUCUAUCAGUUGUUCUUUGGAUUUUCACUGUUUUAAUGUUUAAGUUCAGCAUCUCUGUUUACAUUACUGAAAUAGUCUUUAAAGAUGAAUAUGUACAAGCCUGUCUUUCAGCACAAAAAGAAAAUGCAAAUGAGGGCUUAAAUACAUCUAAUUGGGAAUGUAAAGAUUUCAUUACUGCUAUUUUAGUUAGGGAUGGUCUUAAAGUCGCCAUUUUUGGCGCCUUUACGUUCUAUUUUGCAUAUGUCGUUUCUCGCUAUUCUCGAAGAAUGAAAACAGACGCUAAUUAUCAAUUUAGACCUAGUGACGGUCAAAGAACCCCCACAUAUGUUGUUUAUGAAACUAAACCACCAACUGCUCAUGAUUGGGUUCCACCUCCAACUUAUACAGUGAAAACGAGCCCAAUCCAAGAGAACACGCCAGAACCUGAUCAAAAAGCUUAG